AUGGUUCCCGGAGGUCAGAAAUAUUCCUAUGCCCGCCGCGGCAAUCCGACGACGGAUUCACUUGAAGAUGCCCUGCAGGAACUGGAAGGGGCAGCCGGCGUCAAACUUGCCAAUUCCGGCCUGAACGCAGUCGCUCUCGCGCUCCUCUCCUGCGUGAAAUCCGGUGACCACAUCCUGAUUACGGACACGGCUUACCAGCCGACGCGGCAUUUCGCGGAUACAGUCCUGCCGAAAUUCGGAGUAACCGCCGAAUACUACGACCCGAAGCUCGGCGCAGACAUCAAGACCCUGUUCAGGGAAGAAACAUCCGCGGUCUUCACCGAGGCCCCGGGAUCCCUUACGUUCGAAAUGCAGGAUGUUCCGGCAAUUGCAGUUGCGGCGCAUGAAAUCGACGCGACCGUUCUCAUGGACAAUACAUGGGCCACUCCCCUGUUCUGCCAACCGCUUGCCCUCGGUGUCGAUCUUUCGAUUCAGGCAGGUACCAAGUACAUUGUCGGUCAUUCCGACGCGAUGCUCGGUACCGUAGCUGCGAGCGAAAGAGCGUGGAAAGGCCUCUAUGACAUUCACGGUGCGAUCGGCAGCCACGUUGCACCGGACGACGUCUAUCUCGGCCUCCGGGGAUUGCGUACACUCUCGGUCAGGCUGGAGCGGCAUCAGAGGAAUACGCUUGCUGUUCUCGAUUGGCUGAAAGACCAGCCUCAAAUCGAGGCGGUAAGUUAUCCCGCGCUUGAAUCAGAUCCCGGCUUUGCAAUCUGGCAACGCGACUUCACCGGCAGUUCAGGUUUGUGCGGAUUUGAUUUCAAGGCCGGAACCACAAAGGAACAGGCCGGCGUGUUCCUCAACGCCCUCACCCUGUUCGGCCUGGGAUAUUCUUGGGGCGGCUUCGAGAGCCUGGCUAUCCCGGCAAGGCUCAAGGGCAUGCGGACCGCAACGUCCUAUGACGAAACACGUUGUUCGAUUCGCCUUCACAUCGGACCCGAAGAUCCGGAAGAUCUGGUCAACGACAUCGAGCAGGCCCUAGCCAGGGCAUUCGGCUAA
Effrenium voratum is the source of this 1038-nucleotide messenger RNA. Lineage: Eukaryota; Dinophyceae; Suessiales; Symbiodiniaceae. The record is from the annotation of a GenBank genome assembly.